AUGAAGCUCGCCGCACUCGCCAAGGCCACCGUGCGCGGUCAAGCCGCGUCCCCCGCGCGCGCGGAGGCCAAGCCCGCCGCGCGCGUGGUCCCACGCUCCGCCGAGGCCCUCAUGCUCGCCAGCAUCCUCGCGGCGAGCCCCGCCAUGGCCCUGGACGUGUCGGACUACGAGAAGCUCACCAAGCCGGCCCCUGCGGCCCCCGCGGUCAAGAUGGACGCCUCGCCCAAGGCGGACGCGCCCUCCUUCGAGGCGCCCUCGUUCGAGGCGCCCGACGUCGAGAUCGACCCCGUCAUCCUCGGCGCCGGCGUCGGCGGCGUCGCCGUCAUCGGCCUCGCGGCCAGCCUCCUGCGCGGCGAGAAGAAGCCCGUGCCCAAGGGCAUCCCGGCGCGCAAGGCCUUCCAGCUGCUCGAGGCCGAGGAGGACGUGCGCGUCUUCGACAUCCGCGCCGCGCCGGAGGUCAAGGCGAUGGGGUCCCCCGACACGCGCGCGGUGAAGAAGUCGCUCCUCAAGGCGCCGCUCUUCAAGAUCGUCAAGGGCGAGCCCGUGCCCGACGGAACCUUCGCCGCCAGCACCGCGAAGAAGAUCCCCGAGGGCACCGCCGCGCUCCUGAUCGACGCCGACGGCUCCACCGCCAACUCCGCGGCCAAGGCUCUGAUCGCCCAGGGGUGCGAGAACGUCUUCUUCGUCCAGGGCGGCGCGCGGGCGUGGGAGGCACAGGGUCUCCCGUGGAAGGCCCCCAGCAAGGGCUUCUCGCUGCCGGCGUUCGACCUGCGCAGCGUGACCGAGUCGAUCGACAAGCUCGCGGAGGACUUCAGGGAGUCGCCCGACGCGGCCAAGGGCGGCCUCGCCGUCGGGGCGCUCGCCGGCGCCGGCUUCCUGCUGUUCAACGAGCUGGAGGUGGUGAUGGAGCUGGUCGGUGCGUUCGCGGUGGGCAACCUCGCGGUCAACGGCCUGCUGUUCGCGGACAAGCGCGAGGAGACCCUCGGCACGGUCAAGAAGAUCAUCAACGAGGACAUCAAGCCCACCGAGGCCGGCGACGACCUCAAGGCUGUCGCCCGCGCCCUCUUCAAGGACGAGAAGGCCAAGACCGAGGUCGCCGUCAAGCCGACCGCCGCCCCCGCCAAGACCGAGGCCCCCGCCAAGCCGGCCCCGGCCCCGGCCCCCGCCAAGACGGAGGCCGCCGCCAAGCCGGCGCCGGCGCCGGCGAAGCCGGCCGCCGCGAACGGCGCUGCGGCCAACGGGGCGAACAAGGCCGCCAACGGCGCGGCCAAGGCCGAGCCGGUCGCCAAGGCCACGGCAACGGCGGUCAAGGAGCAGCCGAAGAAGGCCGAGUCGGCCAAGUCCAAGGCGGUCGAGAAGGCCAAGGCGUCGAUCAAGGCCAAGGCCGAGGCGCAGCCGGAGCUGAAGAAGCCCGAGCUCAAGGCCAAGCCGGAGCCCGUGGCCGUGGCGGCCGGGGGCAAGUCGGAGGCGCGCGAGUGGAUCGAGGAGUGGCGGCGGUCGCAGGACGAGGACUGA
Messenger RNA from Pedinophyceae sp. YPF-701, 1515 nucleotides. The record is from the annotation of a GenBank genome assembly. Lineage: Eukaryota; Viridiplantae; Chlorophyta; Pedinophyceae.